Parastagonospora nodorum SN15 is the source of this 1878-nucleotide messenger RNA. RefSeq lists its product as hypothetical. The coding region runs from base 1 to 1878 and encodes 625 amino acids. The transcript has 2 exons. The record is from RefSeq and is a predicted model, not a curated record. NCBI's taxonomy places the organism in Eukaryota, Fungi, Ascomycota, Dothideomycetes, Pleosporales, Phaeosphaeriaceae.
AUGGACAUCGAUGAGAUAGAACGCGUCGAGAAGUAUUGGUUCGGCGACCAUGCUACCUGGAGUCACGAGCAGCUGCUAAGGCUCGUGGUCUAUGGCACCAGAACAUCUCCUCCUCCGAUGACAAUGGAAGAACUCGGUCUUCUUCAUACCCCCUCCCACAGAUGGGCUGAGGGCCCAACGAAGAUCAAAGAUACGUCGUGUCAAGAUGCUCUCUCACCUCUAUUUGGAGCUCCCUACAAGGGUACUGAUCUCAGCGUCCCGCCGUAUGCACAAUUCCCGGCAAGACUGUUGCCGCUCCAAGCCAAGUUGUGGCAAGGCAUGGCUCCGAUGAAUCGCAACCGCUGGCUGCAAAGACAGAUGGGUGAUCCGGCCAAUUACCGAAAUCUCAUGGAGCUGAUAAAUGACAUUCUGGCUAUUUUCAAAUGGUGGAAUGAAGAAUCGGUACAACAUCGCAUGCGUGCUGGGUUCAACUUCCUGGUCGACAAGCACGUUGAGUUCGCAGCACCUGUCAAUGAUCGUCGCGAGAAGAACGGAGUUCCGCAAAAACUCGAUCUCGCAGCCAUGUGGGCAGAGUACUUCUAUGCCCGAAUCUCAGCCAUGUCGGAGCGGACGCAUCAGUGGCUAGUAGACCGGGUCGACGAAGUGCAAAGCCGCGCAUUUGCAGAGUACACUGUUACGCUCGAAAGCGCCGGUGACGAUCAACAGGCUGUUGGGGCUGCAGGGAAAAAACUUUACGAGUGUGUGCAGGACCUCAACGCCAUGAUAACGAAGGUAGAUUACACUCUGGGUAUACCGAUGACAGGCUUCAAGGGCCACAAGGCAUCAAGCAACGCCUCUGUCCUAUCUUUGGAUAUUCGUGACGACCUCUACCAGAAGCUAGCGGCCACAAAAUCGUGGACGCACAUGGAGAAAAUGUUGAAAGCGCAGGAUGCGGAAGCUGCAACCGAGCAAAAGCCACCGAAAGAUAUAUCAGAGCUCGUUGCGCAAAUGAAGAAAGGCCCUCAACCAGCAGCACCAAGAUUUCAAGACCAGGAAACUCUGAUCGCGCACUAUCAUGAAGGUCGUCGCAACCGCGCUGAGAUUCGCAGCGCCCUUCGCGGUGCACCUGCACCCCCGGCUGAUGAGCAAUGGAUCGCCAUCCUAAAAGGACGCAUGGACUUCUAUAUCGCAAACGGCCGUGAUCCCAAAACCCAUCAAUGGGGUUUCGUCUGCUACCGCCUCACGUAUAACCAGACUGACACUGAAUGGGCAGAUUUCAUGGCCAAACUCCGCGCCGACAUGGACAACUCCAGAAGUGGGGAGUGGAUCCAAGGCUUCGACAGCAUCGCAGAUAGGGCUGGCCUCGAGAUGUACGAUGGCCGGGAUUUGGGCAUUGCAGAAGGAGAUAUCGAAGCCGCGAAAAAGCAUUUCAAAGAGACGUAUACCAUGCUACCGACACUGGGCCGUAUGUGGGCGCAAGACUUCCUCGUCAUCGACGCACAGUCCUAUUCAUCCUACGCGCAUCCGGAGCCAGAAAUCGAGCGUCCGCCAGUACCCUUCGGGCCGUGUUUCGGCGACAAAGGAGGAUUCGUGAGACUGGUGGAUACAAUCGAGUAUCCGGCAGGCAUGCUGGAUGCGAUGUCGCCAGGGUACCAGGGCGAGCUCAAGGUGCUGUCGAGCUUGGUGUUUACUGAGGUAUACCCGCUGCUGGCGACGUUUGCGUUGAGGCCGACGAGCUUGUGGCCGCUGGCGAGGCUGCAUCCGAGGGAGGUGUAUGUAGGGAACACGAUUGACUCGCAGGAGGCGUGGUGGGAAUUUUGCCGGAUUGAUAUGGUGGCGAUGAUGGAUGGGAUUUUUGCAGAUUUGAGGAAGAAGAAGGCUGCUUUGCGAGAGAAAUAG